This is a messenger RNA of Pygocentrus nattereri (red-bellied piranha), 2425 nucleotides long. It is a transcript of the gene panx1b, whose product is annotated as pannexin 1b. Gene Ontology annotation, molecular function: channel activity. The coding region runs from base 70 to 1353 and encodes 427 amino acids. Gene Ontology annotation, biological process: positive regulation of interleukin-1 production; monoatomic cation transport. The record is from RefSeq and is a predicted model, not a curated record. The transcript is spliced from 7 exons. NCBI's taxonomy places the organism in Eukaryota, Metazoa, Chordata, Actinopteri, Characiformes, Serrasalmidae.
CCUGCCCACCGGAACAAGCAGAUUAAUACGCUUGUAAAUAUUGCCUCUUAUUUCUAAUACACUGUAAAUAUGGCAAUAGCGCACGUGGCGACCGAAUACGUGUUUUCUGACUUUUUACUGAAAGAACCGAACGAGUCUAAAUACAAAGGGGUGCGUCUGGAACUGGCUGCGGACAAACUGGUGGCUUUCAUCGCGGUGGGACUCCCUCUGCUCCUCAUCUCUCUAGCCUUCGCCCAAGAAGUGUCUGUGGGUUCCCAGAUUAGUUGUUUCCCACCAGCAAACUUCACCCUGCGCCAGGCUGUGUAUGUGGACUCCUUUUGCUGGGUUGCUGUAGAGAACCAAACUACAGAGAAUGGCCGCCCCCUCUGGCUACAUAAGUUCUUUCCAUAUAUCCUUCUGCUGCUGGCCGUCCUCGUGUAUGUCCCUGCUCUUUUCUGGCGUUUCACGGCCGCUCCUCAGCUCUCCUCAGACCUCAGCUUUAUCAUGGGAGAGCUGGACCGCUGCUACAACCGUGCCAUCCGUCUGGCCAAGAGCUUGGCAACCAGUAGCCCAAGUGCCAAGGACAUCUCUGAGGACCCCCACAGUGGUCUGGAGGUGGCAGAGGGCUGUUUUAAGUACCCUCUGGUGGAACAGUAUCUGAGGACCAAGCGUGGGACAUGGACACUGGCGUGGAAGUACCUUCUCUGUCGGGUUCUCACUCUGCUCACCUUGCUGUUAGCCUGCAUCUACCUGGCCUACUACAUCUGCCUGGUGUCCCCCACUGACCAGUUCUCCUGCCAUUUAUACACAGGUGUGCCUGUGAAUGGGAGUGCUCCCGCUGCUGUAGAGUGUAAGCUGGUGGCGGUGGGCGUGUUCCGCUUGCUGAGCUGUAUUAAUGUGGGUGUGUACCUGCUGCUGAUACCUGUUGUGAUAUACUCCACCCUGUCACCCGCCCAUCCACACCAGCAUGGCCGCUUGCUCCGCCCCUACCGGCUCCUGCCAACAUUCGGCCACGCCCAGGGGCUGCAGUUGGCCUCCCGUCACUAUGACGACCUGAGCAUUUACCUCCUCUUCCUGAGGGAGAACUUGAGCGAGCUGAAGAGCUAUAAGUGUCUGCAGGUGUUAGAGUUGCUGACAGAGGGAGAGAGUGAAAGCCUUGACACAAUGUGUCUUCUGAGGACACUCGGACAAGUGAGGACCGAUUUGGUGGACAAACUGACCCCUAAUAUAGAUGGCAACAGUCAAUCAGCUCCCGUGAAGGAGGAAGCAGACUCUUUCAAGCUUAAAGAUGUCUCCACUGUGCUGCUGCAGGAUGGACAACAGAAAGAGCCCAGCUGUGGCUGUGGGAAGGACGUGAGGCAGAGAGUGGUCUGAGUUUCUCCAUCAGUGUGUUUGAGGGACAGGCAGACAGACAGAACCUGUGAAUUCAUGUCAUGCCGCGUAUGUCCUCCAUAAUGCGCAUGUACUUUAAUCUUAGUAGUGGCCGUUAUUCCGGUUCAUCUGGUACACCAGCUGAAAUUCCUCCUCAGGUAACUGUACUGGCUUCAGCAGACCCGUUAUACUGGUAAGCCACACAUAAGUGCAGAUAAUGCACAAUGUAAAACAGUACUGAAGCAUGAAUGAUGAUUGGAGGUGCGAGUGUGUGAUAUGAGAUAAAUGAGCUGGAGUUGGCAUCUUUUUUAAAUUUCCUGUUUCACCUCAGUGGUGCAGCAGUUUGAUUCAGAUGCCAGAAUACAACUGCUACUCCAUUGAAGGCGGACCUUUAAAUUUAAACAAAAAGCCGCUAAAGAAGAGGCCAACUUAGAAAUUCAGAUAUAAAACAACAGUCAGCACCGUUUUUGCCAGGCCUGCAGCUUGAGAAUGUAUUUAUACUGUAAUAUAUGGACAUUUUAAGUGUACUGUAGGCAAAAUCGUCCACUACUAAUUCAUCAAUGUACUUAAAUGUGCUUCUGCAACUGUUUGUACAUGAAGUGUAAAAAUCAAUCAAAGCCCAUUUAAACAGUAACUUGCCUUAAAUGGUAUAUUGUAGAAAAAACAACUCAAGAUUUCUUUACAGUGGUGGUGAUAGGAACCAGAAGUCAUGAUGUUUACAACACAAAUAUGGCCUCUUUAUGUACUGUCCAAAACGACCUGUUGAUGUAAUGUUAAUAAUACAACAUUAGUAGUAAAUAGGAAAAAAUAAGCUUCUUAUUAAUGAGUUUUAGGCCGCUGUCUUAUAGCAACAGUAUCAUUAGCCAAUAUCUCAGGCAGUGUAUUCAUAACCAUUCUACAUUCCUGUUUGGUCACUUUUAGAGGUGUUAAAUGUUUUGGGUGCCUGGUUUCUAUCGAUGCAGCUGUGAACAACUACGACUUUGUAAGACAGUUAGUUCAAUGGGAAUUACAGAGUCCAAUCAGCACGUUGUUAUUACUCGUGCAGUGCUGGAUAAAGAACUGUAUUAAAUAUAAA